AUGGAUAGUGGAAAGAUCACAACAUCUACUCAAGAAUCAUCGAAAGAAACAAAACAAAACGUGGUUAUUGUUAUAAUCGAUCAAGAUGGCAACAAACAAUUGUUAACUGAAUGUUUUGAAUCAUUGCAGAAGGAAUUAUGUGGUCAACACCAUAUGGAACGAUGUGCGUCAUUUGACAUUGCAUUCGAUUACAUCAAACAACUCAAUGAAAAUUCAAUUGUUAUUCUCAUCAUUGUUGGACGUUCGUAUGAGAAACUUCAAGAUGCCAUGUCAAAGAUCGAUUCACUGCCAGGAACAGUACGCAACUGUUUUAUUUAUUCAACUGAACGUGAACAUACCGAUAAACCUACAACGAUCUCAACUCAAUACAUCUUCGGCAAACGUCAGUUACUCUCAGCUGUUCGUGAUGUAUUCGAUGCGCUUGAUUCGUCACCUGUUCACAUUCAUUCUGAUGAGUACACAUCGGUGACAGUACAUGAAAGUACGUUCAAUAAACUAUUUCAAGCAAUGAAAUCGAUUAGUUUUAAAUUUCUUGGCUUUACAAUAAAGAUCUCGGAAAUGAAAGCGAUUUUAUCACCGUCGAUAUUUCAAUUCAAAGCUUUAGCCGAACUCAUCGGUGCGCUAGAUAUGCUUCCACAUAUUAAACAAAAUGUGCAUGGUGAAUGUGAAUUAGCUUUGGAUGAACACACCGGCAAACUUUUACUUCAGAUAAAAAAACUUAUCAUCGAACUGCCGAAACUGUUCGGAUUCGGCGGUGGUUCUACGGAUGUUGGCAGUUACAUUCCUCCGAUUCCAUUGAAAGGAUUCAUUAAUUUUACACAUCCAUUCGAUUUACCACAUAUGUGUGAAACAAGACAAUUUAUGAUCAUUCCGCGAAACUCGCGAUUCUUUGUUGAAGAUAAACGUGCAACGCUUUCCGUACAGAUCGACUAUGCAGAAACAUCUACCGAUAAAAAAUAA
This is a messenger RNA of Adineta ricciae, 960 nucleotides long. The record is from the annotation of a GenBank genome assembly. Lineage: Eukaryota; Metazoa; Rotifera; Eurotatoria; Adinetida; Adinetidae.